CGUGCCGGGCCCGGGAUCGGGAUGGAGCCGGGGCUGGAGCGCUGGGCGCACGGCGCGCUGUGGGCGGCGCUGGCCGGCAGCCUGGCGCUGCGGGCGGCGCGGCGGGCGCCGGGGCCGGGCCGGGGGCUGGGGCCGCCGCUGGGCCGGGGGCUGGUGCUGCCGCUGGCGCUGCUGGCCGCGCUGCAGAGCCUGUGCCGCGCCUGGCUGCCGCUGCCCCUGGGGCUGGCCCUGGCCGCCGCCGCCGCCGGGCUGCUGCUGUGGCGGGCGGCGCCCCGCGGGCUGCUGCCGGUGGCGGGCAGAGCCGUCCUUGUCACAGGAUGUGACUCGGGCUUUGGGCAGGCAACAGCCCGGCACUUGGACAUCAUGGGCUUUCGGGUGUUUGCCAGCGUGCUAGACCUGCAGAGUCCCGGUGCCCAGGAGCUGCGCCGGAGCUGCUCGCCGAGGCUGACGCUGCUGCAGAUGGACCUGACCAAGACAGACGACAUCCAGCGGGUCCUGCAGCACAUCCAGGCCCACACCAACAGCACAGGACUCUGGGGCCUGGUGAACAACGCCGGCUUCAAUGACACCAUCGCUGAUGCUGAGCUCUCGCCACUGGGCAAGUUCCGCACCUGCAUGGAGGUGAACUUCUUUGGCUCCCUGGAGCUCACCAAGGGGCUGCUGCCCCUGCUCCGCUCCGCUGGCGGCCGCAUCGUCACUGUGAGCAGCCCUGCAGGUGACAUGCCCUUCCCCUGCCUGGCAGCCUACGGGGCCUCGAAGGCAGCCCUCAGCCUGCUCAUGGACACCUUCCGCAGCGAGCUCCAGCCCUGGGGCAUCAAAGUCAGCCUCAUCCUGCCCGGCUACUACAAAACAGGGACGACGUGUGACCCUGCCUUCUGGAACCUGCAGAAGCAGCAGCUGUUGGCCAGUCUGCCCCAGGAGCUGCUGCAGGCCUAUGGCGAGGACUAUGUGGAGGAGAUCAACCAGCAGUUCAUCCAGUUCAUGAAGGUGGCAGUGGAGGACCUCAGUGCAGUGGUGAACAGCAUCACAGAUGGGCUUCUGGCUGCCAAUCCAGCCGUGCGCUACUACCCAGGGCAGGGCCUUGGGAUCAUGUAUUUCAUACACCGCUACCUGCCCUAUUUUGUCCGAGACUUGUUCUUGAAAGGAUUCUUCAUCAACCCCAAGCUGCCCCGAGCGCUGCAGCGAGAGCACCACAACGACACGAAGAAGGCCUGACCUCAGCCUGCACAGGGCCUUCUCCCAGGAUUUCCAGGCACACCAGCCCCUGAGCGCGUGCACAGCCAAAGGCACCGCCCUCCUGCACCGUGGGGGAACAAUCAGCACUAGACGUUAAAAACCAAAUUUCUUUCCAAAAUCAGGUAGAUCUAUUUUCUAUUGUGCAAGAAUCAACAUUUUUCUAGAGACCUUGGUUUUGUAUUUUUUCUAAGAGGCCCAUCCCUGCCUGACUCAGCAGCUCUGCACCACAGGCUGGGAUGUACCUCCUCAGCUACCCACCACCUUCCUUACUGCUCUCAGAGCUGUUUGUCUUCGUCCCCUCUUGGCUGGGUCAGGGCUGGGACCCUGUGGCCGCUGCCUCCCUGCCAUUCAUUACACACUCCACGUGCUCCUGACGAGUGCAGGGGCCAAGAUCAGGCUGCCAGUGCCGCAGAGCUCUUCAUGAGAUGAACUAUGUGAUUGUCACUUUUUAAAUAAAUCCAUUCUUGAUAUUCCA
Corvus hawaiiensis (hawaiian crow) is the source of this 1711-nucleotide messenger RNA. It is a transcript of the gene HSD11B2, whose product is annotated as hydroxysteroid 11-beta dehydrogenase 2. The transcript has 5 exons. Lineage: Eukaryota; Metazoa; Chordata; Aves; Passeriformes; Corvidae. The record is from RefSeq and is a predicted model, not a curated record. Gene Ontology annotation, molecular function: oxidoreductase activity. The coding region runs from base 22 to 1215 and encodes 397 amino acids.